Pogona vitticeps (central bearded dragon) is the source of this 2090-nucleotide messenger RNA. RefSeq names its product small ubiquitin like modifier 3 (gene SUMO3). NCBI's taxonomy places the organism in Eukaryota, Metazoa, Chordata, Lepidosauria, Squamata, Agamidae. Gene Ontology annotation, molecular function: protein binding. The record is from RefSeq and is a predicted model, not a curated record.
GUGAUCCGCGCAGGACCAACCGGGCGCCGAAGAUUGUGGGGCGCGAAGCGCGUGCUCGCGGGCAGUUGCUGCGGGCGGGAGAGGCGAGGGAAGGAAGAAGCGGGCUCCGAGCGCUGUGGACUCGUUCCCUGAGAGGCCUCUGCUUGACGCGGCGCCAUGUCCGAGGAGAAGCCCAAGGAAGGAGUGAAAACGGAGAAUGAUCAUAUCAAUUUAAAAGUAGCUGGUCAGGAUGGAUCGGUGGUCCAAUUUAAAAUAAAACGGCACACACCACUAAGUAAACUAAUGAAGGCAUAUUGUGAGAGACAGGGUUUGUCAAUGAGACAGAUUAGAUUCAGAUUUGAUGGACAACCAAUUAAUGAAACGGACACACCUGCACAGUUGGAGAUGGAAGAUGAAGAUACCAUUGAUGUGUUUCAACAGCAGACGGGUGGCAUGUGCUAAAUAUCCUGUCCUUUCUGGAAGAAGAAUGUAAAAUGUCACCUCACUUUAUCAUCUGUCCUUGGAUUUGCUAUUACAUAGUAAACAAAUGAACAUGCCAAUCAUACAGGAAUAUUCUGAUGUUCUGGAGACACUUAUCCAAAUUAUUUUCCUGUCCCUGAUAUACUGCGUGUGCAAGUCAAAGCUGGAAAAUAACUGCAUCAUAAAAAUGGGCCCACUUAAACAUUAAAUUUUCAAAUAAGUAAAUAAUGGCUGUUGUUUGCUGUCAUCUUGUUCCUGUAAAUCAGUGGUCUAAAUACCAACCUACUGUAAAGCAAGGAUAAUUAGUUUGGGCUUUUGUUGUUUUUGUUUUACUGUUUAAUUAUAGUAAUGUAAAUAUUGAAACUUUUUUCCCUUGCAGUAGCAAUUUUUUUUUCAGAAUAGUAGGUGGCUUGGGAAAAAAGGGGAGUUACAAUUAAACACUGUUAUUACUUUAAAUUUGUUAAUGCGGUAUGCAGAAAUGGCAGUACAUGCAGAUACAGUGCAGAAUAUAGUGGCAGUUUAAGGUAAUGCAAAUGUACAUGUGCUUUUCAUAAUGUUUUUUUAAGUAAUGGAAUGUUUUUGAGUUUGUCAGCUGCUGUAGCAUUUGCAUAUGUUAACUUUCACAACUGCUAUUAAAUAUCUGUGCCCAGGAUUAAGCACCAUUGUAUUUGAUACAGAUGUUUAAGGAAUAGAGCAGAAUCUUAGGGAGCUAUGCUGUGCAACUCUUGUUAAUUUUAAUGGAAAAUGUGUGAGAAAAAAACAUUAGCAGAUGGUUCCCAAUGAGAAUCACUGCUUCUCAUUAUUGAUUUAUUAGGCAAUAAAUAAAGCUGUAUACUUUAUUCCUUUUACAUGUUUUGAAAGCUGAACUUAGCAGCCUUAUGUAAUUAUCUGAUAUUUUCAAAUAUAUGUGCUGAUAUUCAAAGGGCCAUAUUUUGCAUGAGCACCAGAGUUCGCCUCCUUAUGUCUGUUAUAACUACUUACACAUUCUGAUACCCUCAGCCUUCACCCUAACCCCUCCAAGAUUUAGGGGAUUCCACAUGGUACUGUAAUGUUCGGGGAUUGCAGUCAUCCAAAAGGUGGAAUUCUGUGCAUUCACAAUGUGCAUAUGCAGUCUACUAUUCAUGCAUGGGGCUCUUUGGAUUUUAGCCGUUAAUUAGUUCUUUAACAUAUUCUGAGUAAAUUAGGACCUGUCUUUCAAAAAUAAUGAAUUUCCAUAUAUUUGUAGUCAAGUUAACUAUGAAGUCCAUGAAGCUCUAAAUAAUAAAAUAUGAUGUUUUAAGGAGACCUGCUGUGCUACUUCCCCAGAUAUUUUUUAAAAUUAAUUUUGUAAUGGUGUCAAACUUGUAAUAUUUCUGGAUAUAUCCAAAUGAAAUAAGAGUAAUUGGUUGAAUUUCAGUAGGGUGUUCAUGGUUGUUUGAGAAGGUCACUGCCUUUUAUAUUUACCCAUCUGUUAAGACCAUUGGAUUGAAAUAAAUCGUUCUGGGAAAAAAUCAUUCCCCCGCCCCAUUUUCCAUUUGAUUCUAUACGGGCUCGGGAGGGGAUAUACUUUUAAAUCUUAUUGUUUAUUCACCAGUUUGUACAAUACAUGUCCUUUACUACUGUAUACAGUAAAUAUAGUUUGGUACUCUGUC